AUGACAAGCCAUCCAUGUGCUGCAAGACCAAGCAAGGGCAGCAGCAAGAACAGCAAGAACAUGGCUCUCAACGACGGUGCCACCGCCAUCGCCAUGGCGAAAAGCGAGGUCUUGGUAAGGGAGUACGACCGGGAACGCGACAUGGAGGCGAUCGAAAAGCUCGAGAGGAGCUGCGAGAUCGGCACGGGGAAGGGUUUCUCCAUUGUCACCAACAUGAUGGGUGACCCCCUGUGCAGGAUCAGGCUCUUCCCACUCCAUGUCAUGAUGGUAGCCGAGGUCGCCGGUGGAGAAGGGAAGGAGCUCGUCGGCGUGGCGCGGGGCUGUGUCAAGCGCGUCGCCACCGGCCUCGGCGGCGACGACGGUGGCACCGUGGCCGCCGGCUACAUCCUCGGCCUCAGGGUCUCUCCCUUGCACAGGAGGAAGGGCAUCGGAUCGAAGCUGGUCAAGUCCGUCGAGGCGUGGGCGGCGCUCCACGGCGCCCGCCAUGUCGUCGCCGCGGCCGACGCGACCAACGCCGCGUCGCGAGGCCUCUUCGUCGGCCGGUGCGGCUACGCGCCGGCGGCCCGCCUGUACAUCCUCGUCCAGCCCCUCGCCGACGUCAGGCCGGUGGCGGCUCCCAGGAGCGACGUGAGGAUCGAGAGGCUCGCCGUCGAGCAGGCAGCGGUGCUGUACAAGCGGCGGUUCGGCGGCGAGCCGCUGUGCCCGUCCGACGUGGACGCCGUCCUGAACGCUGCGCCGAGCCUCGGUACGUGGGUGGCGCGCUUCACCGGCGACGGCAGCGACGGCGCGUGGGCGUGCAUGAGCCUGUGGAACACGUGCGCGUCGUACAGGCUGCAGAUGGUGGCGCCGCCGCCGAGGCCGGCAGGCGGCGGCGGCAGGGCGCUCCUGGCGCGGAUCGCCGCCGUGGCGCCGACGCCGCCGUGCAUGGGCGGCGCGGGGGCCGGGACGCCGCGAGGCGCCACAUGCGGCGAGUUCGGCUUCGUCCUCGCCUACGGGAUCGACGGCGAGGGCGACGCUCCCGCCGUGCGCGCGCUGGUGCGCGCGCUGUGGGCGCUCGCCGCCGUCGCGGCGCGCCGCGUGGGCGCCGAGUGCAAGGCCCUCGUGGUCGAGGCCGCCGCCGGCGACCCCGUCGCCCGCCACGUGCCGCGCGGCCGGCGCGCGUCGCGCGUCGACGACGUGUGGCUGGUGAAGGCCGGCGGUGGCGCCGCCGCGCUGCCGGCGGGGAGGACGAGGCGCCGGUUCGUCGAUCCGAGGGACUUCUAG
Molecule: messenger RNA, 1263 nt
Organism: Oryza brachyantha (malo sina)
Lineage: Eukaryota; Viridiplantae; Streptophyta; Magnoliopsida; Poales; Poaceae
Product: probable N-acetyltransferase HLS1-like
Exons: 2
Coding region: 1-1263 (420 amino acids)
Molecular function (GO): acyltransferase activity, transferring groups other than amino-acyl groups
Source: RefSeq, a predicted model, not a curated record